Bufo bufo (common toad) is the source of this 959-nucleotide messenger RNA. Its product is annotated as gastrula zinc finger protein XlCGF17.1-like. Gene Ontology annotation, biological process: negative regulation of transcription by RNA polymerase II. The record is from RefSeq and is a predicted model, not a curated record. The transcript has a single exon. Gene Ontology annotation, molecular function: DNA-binding transcription repressor activity, RNA polymerase II-specific. NCBI's taxonomy places the organism in Eukaryota, Metazoa, Chordata, Amphibia, Anura, Bufonidae. Bases 1 to 909 code for a protein of 302 amino acids.
AUGCCGCGCUCUUCAGGGGAAAACCUCAAUACCCUUAAUGUAUAUGCAGGACUUCACAGUGCAGAUCUAUCAUAUAAUCACCAUAAUCAUGAGGAGGCUUCUCCUUACCAAUCACACAUUGUUAACAUAAGUACAGGUCAGAAAGGGAGAAAACAGUUUCAACGUGAUAGAGAGUCCACAAACAUAUUAAGUCUUUCUAUUCCCAGGCAAAUUCACACAGGGGAUAAGUUAUACUCCUGUUCAGAAUGUGGGAAGUGCUUUACAUAUAAAUCCCAUCUUGUUAGACAUGAGAUAAUUCACACUGGAGAGAAGCCAUACUCUUGUUCAGAAUGUGGAAAAUGUUUUACACAGAAAUCAACGCUUAUUACACAUCAGAGAAGUCACACAGGAGAGAAGCCAUACUCUUGUUCAGAAUGUGGAAAAUGUUUUACAAAGAAAUCAAAUCUUCGUACACAUGAGAAAAUACACACAGAAGAGAAGCCGUAUUCAUGUUCAGAAUGCGAGAAAUGUUUUACACAGAAAUCAGAUCUUGUUACACAUCAGAGAAGUCAUACAGGAGAGAAGCCGUAUUCAUGUUCAGAAUGUGGAAAAUAUUUUCGAGAAAAAUCAGGUCUUGUUAAACAUGAGAGAUUUCACACCGGAGAGAAGCCAUAUUCAUGCUCAGAAUGUAGAAAAUGUUUUACACAAAAAUCACAUCUUGUUAAACAUCAGAGAAGUCAUACAGGAGAGAAGCCAUAUUCAUGCUCACAAUGUGGAAAAUGCUUUUCACACAAAUACAAUCUUGUUACACAUCAUAGAAGUCACACAAAAGAGCAACCAUACUCAUGUUCAGAAUGUGAGAAAUGUUUUACUACUAAAUCCAAACUUAUGGAGCAUCAGAGAAGUCACACAGGAGAUCAGCUGUUUUGAUAUUUUAUAUGUGGAAGAUGUUUUGUGAGAAAAUUAAAUUCUAAAACUCA